Messenger RNA from Mobula hypostoma (lesser devil ray), 6268 nucleotides. RefSeq names its product gastrula zinc finger protein XlCGF57.1-like. NCBI's taxonomy places the organism in Eukaryota, Metazoa, Chordata, Chondrichthyes, Myliobatiformes, Myliobatidae. The transcript has 2 exons. The record is from RefSeq and is a predicted model, not a curated record. Bases 1889 to 3622 code for a protein of 577 amino acids.
CCACACUGGCCCUGCACCCCAGCACAGUCCCAGUCCUUUCCCUCUCUCAGCCCCACGAUUUACCCGAGCCACGGGGCUUCCGGCUGAUGAGGGCUGGCGCUGCCGCCAUUUUGCCCGUCGCUGGGUCCUUGGAUGGCAGAUAGACAGGUUUCUAGUUCGUGGGGGCUUCUGGGUAAAGAGGCAGCCAUUGGUUACACUACCAGCGUUGUCCCCGCAGAGUAUGUCCCAAAUACUGCCGACCUCCAGCUAUGUAAAUCCGAGGGUGAGUAAUUUGGAACUAAAAUACAGUGUCCAGUUACUCUCGGAUGAAGAGUCUACAUUCCAAUCAGUGAAAAUGUCAAUUAGUGCGAUAUGGCAAAAAGAAAUCCGCCCGUCAGCUUUAGUUCUCUCUGGGUAAAUAACGAUAUGAAACACCUCUGUCCUCGAUGGGAAGUGACUUGUAGCUUUCACAUCACAAAAGUGCCACACUCCGAUCAGAAUAACUACUGCCCACCCCUUCAUAGUCAUUGGCAUUGCCAUGGAUGGGUUCAUCACUGUCAAUCAGCUGGGAGUGGGGGGGAUCCCAGUAAUUAGAAAAUCUCCAGGAUCAGACAUGUUGUAAAAAGUUCUCUUUGUAGUGUUGUGGAACACGACCAGAACUUGAAAUAAUACCAAAGGACGGAGACAAGUUGAGCCAAGUCACAGGUUGAUUGAAGGCAGAAAUAACCCAUUCUCAGACAGGGAAUACAGUCAGAGAAUUUGUUGGACAGUCAGGAUGCCUGAUCGUGCCUUGUUAGAAGGUGAGGAGUUCAUAUAGAAGCAUAGAAACAGAAGUCGGCAAAACAUUACAGGCCCUUCGGCCCACAACGUCAUGCCGCCCAUAUAAACUUCUCUGGAAUCUGUUUACAGUUUCACUACCCCAUAGCCCCCUAUUUCUCUGAGCUCCACAUACCUACCUAACAGUGGAUUUUCUUUUUAUUUGUAUAUUUAAAGUUAAUAGUUAUAUAUUUGUUGCUGCUUUUGUGUGGUUCCCCGGCUUUGUUAGCAGAUCUUCACUGUUUGUAUUUGUUUAAACUAAUACGCAUGCGUGGGCCCAGCAGCCAAUUCCCGGAUGUCGCGCAUGCGCUCAGUAGACGAGAGGCUCUCCGGGAACGGACGCAGGUUUGAAAUGGCAGAACACUUGUGCAUGGGAAUCUCAACAUGUCAGUUUUGUCUCUCUGACCGGAUAUAUAAAGAGUGAUCGAAUAUUUUCUUUGCAAGACCAACACAUCUGCUGUCGAUCCUUGGAGAUGAAGAAGUAUCUCAUCCCAGCUGGUAAACGUAUUCUGUCUCUGAAAUGAAGUUUUCUGAUUUUACUCUGUGAGAUUCACUGGAACCAGCUUGCUGAGAACACACCAGUAUUUGUUCACUGGAGAUCAGUUCUUCAACUGCAUUGAUUGUACAAGAGAUUGAAACGUCUGACUUUCUGAAUUUCCAGAGAAUUGAUUGCAGUGAGAUAUCAUUCUCCUUCUCUCAGUGUGGGAAGGGAUUCACUCACAGCCUACCCACAGUCACGCCAGUCAGUUCACGGUGUGGACUGACCAUUCACCUGCUCUGUAUGUGGGAAGGGAUCUACUUAGUCAUCUAGCCUGACAAUAUAUCAGCAAGUUCACACCAUAGUGAGAUGCUCCACCUGUGCUGACUAUGGGAAGCAAUUCAUUCUGUCGUCGAUACUAAAGAUAUAUCCGAAAAUUCACCAGUCAGAGGACAGUAACCUGCUCGGACGGUGGGAAUUCAUUCACACACUCAACCACGCCACAGUGACACCAGCGAGUUCACACCGGGGAGAAGCCAUUCACCUGCGCUCUGUGGGAAAGGAUUCACUCCAUCAUCUCAGCUGAACGAACACCAGCGAGCCCACACUAUAAAGAUGCCGUUCACCUGCUCAGACUGUGGGAAGGGAUUCACUCACUCAUCCGCACUACAGAGACAUCAGCGAGUCCACACUGGGGAGAAGCCAUUCACAUGCUCUGAAUGUGGGAAGGGAUUCACUCAGUCAUCUCAUCUGACGGUGCAUCAGCGAGUUCACACUGGGGAGAAACCGUUCACAUGCUCUGAAUGUGGGAAGGGAUUCUCUGAUUCAUACUCCCUUGUGAAGCACUGCCGAAUUCACACUGGCGAGAAGCCAUUCAUGUGCUCUGAAUGUGGGAAGAGAUUCACUUGGUCAUCCGACCUUGCGAGGCACUAUCGAGUUCACACUGGGGAGAAGCCAUUCACAUGCUCUGAAUGUGGGAAGGGAUUCACUCUGUCAUCUCAACUGAAGGUACAUCAGCGAGUUCACACUGGGGAGAGGCCAUUCACAUGCUCUGAAUGUGGGAAGGGAUUCACUCGGUCAUCUCAAGUGAAGGUACAUCAGCGAAUUCACACUGGGGAGAGGCCAUUCACAUGCUCUGAAUGUGGGAAGGGAUUCACUCUGUCAUCUCAGCUGAAGGUACAUCAGCGAAUUCACACUGGGGAGAGGCCAUUCACAUGCUCUGAAUGUGGGAAGGGAUUCACUCGGUCAUCUCAACUGAAGGUACAUCAGCGAACUCACACUGGGGAGAGGCCGUUCACAUGCUCUGAAUGUGGGAAGGGAUUCACUGAUUCAUUUUCCCUUGUGAACCACUGUCGAAUUCACACUGGGGAGGAGCCAUUCACAUGCUCUGAAUGUGGGAAGAGAUUCAAUUGUUCAUCCAAUCUUGUGAGGCACUCCCGAAUUCACACUGGGGAGAGGCCAUUCACUUGCUCUGAAUGUGGGAAGGGAUUCACUGAUUCAUAUCAACUGAUUGAACAUCAGCAAGUUCACACUGAGGAUGGGCCAUUCACGUGCUCUGAAUGUGGGAAGAGAUUCACUUGGUCAUCCAACCUUGCGAGGCACUACCGACUUCACACUGGGGAGAGGCCAUUCACUUGCUCAGAAUGUGGGAAGGGAUUUGCUCGGUCAUAUCAACUGAUUGAACAUCAGCGAGUUCACACUGGGGAGAAACCGUUCAGCUGCUCUGAAUGUGGGAAGGGAUUCACUGACUCAUACUCCCUUGUGAAACACUGCCGAAUUCACACUGGGGAGAAACCGUUCAGCUGCUCUGAAUGUGGGAAGGGAUUCACUCGGUCAUGUCAUCUGAAGAUACAUCAUCGAAUUCACACUGGGGAGAAGCCAUUCACAUGCUCUGAAUGUGGGAAGGGAUUCACUCGGUCAUCAGACAUUAAAUUACAUCAACGAAUUCACACUGGGGAGAAACCAUUCAGCUGUUCUGAAUGUGGGAAGCGGUUCGCUCGGUCAUCCGACCUUUCAAGGCACUGCCGAAUUCACACCGGGGUGAAACCGUUCACCUGCUCAGAUUGUGGGAGGGGAUUCGCUGACUCGUGCAAACUUGCGAGGCACUGCCGGGUUCACACUGGGGAGAAGCCAUUCACGUGUUCUGAAUGUGGGAAGGGAUUUACUCGGUCACCCAGCCUUGUGAGGCACUGUCGAAUUCACACGAGGGAGAAACCGUUCACCUGCUCAGAUUGUGGGAAGGAAUUCUCUCAGUCAUCAGACUUUAAAGCACAUCAGCGGAUUCACACUGGGGAAUGCCACUCACCUGUUCUGAAUGUGGGAGAGGAUUCACUCAGACAUCUCAAUUGAAUGAACAUCAGUGAGUUCACACUGGGGAGAAACUGUUCAACUGCUCAGACUGUGGGAAUUAAUGCACAAAUUCAUCUCACCUACUGACACACCAGACUCUUUUCAGCAGUGAGAGGAUGUUGACCUGCUCAGACUGGGGGAAGGCAUUCACACACUCAUCCACACUGCAGAGACAGUGAUGGGUUCACACUGUGGUGAGGGUGGUCACCUGCUCUGAAUGUGGGAUGGGUUUCAAUCAGUCAUUCAUCCUUGUGUCACCCUGCCGGGCUUUGACCCAUCGUUAAUCGGAGAGAUCAGAAGCUUGAGAGGACGUAAUUCCCUCAGGUUCGCCGAUCGUGUAUUAACGGCAGUGGUUCAGGGAAGGUUAUUUUUUUAGCUUUCAGCAGUGGCCAGUCAGCGUUCAGGAUUGAUUAUCAAGUCAAGCAGGAGCAAAUGGAGCGGCCAGUGUUGGAGAGGGCACAAUUGGAGUGGAGACGUUGAGACUUUACCUCUUUGAGGUUUCAGUGAGGAGAGAAUUCAGUCAGAAAAGGCAAAAGCAUGAUGGAACUAGAAUUUUUAUCUAACAUUUGCUCAGUUAGAACAGUCGAGAUGCCAGGCAGGGUAGUGGAAAGCUCCUCUUGCGGGAUGUGGGAAGGCAGGAGACCCUCCUGUGUCCCUGAUAACUACACCUGUGAGAAGGGCGUCCAGCUUCAGCUCCAAACGAUCCACAUUGAGGAGUGGGAGCUGGAACUGGAUGAACUCCAGAUCAUUUGGGAGGUUGAAGAUGUGAUAGGUAGGACAGAUAGAGAGGUAGUUCCAACCAAGGUGCACUGCACAGGGAACUGGGUGACAGCCAGGAAGGGGAAAGGGGGAAACAGAGAGUGCAAUGUGCCCCUGUGACAAUCCCCCUGAACAACACAUAUAUCACCUUAGACACAGUUGGGGACGGUGGGAUGACCAAGCGAAGGAAAGUCAGAGCAGUGGGGACUCUGCCACUUAGUCUGGCUCUGAGACUGAGAAGGGAAGCAUGGAGAAGAGGCGAACUGUGGUGUUAUCUGUUUCAUUAGCUCUGGGAACUCACUGGACGUUCUGUGGUCGGGAAUGUGAUUCCUGGAUGGUGCGUUGCCUCCUGCGUGCUCGGCUCUGAUAUGAUAUGGGCUGGCAGAGUAAUGAGGUUCGGCAAAGGGGGUUCAGGGAGUGAGGUGCUCAGUUAAAGGGCAGCUUGUCCAGGGCUGUGAUCUCAGGACUGCCAUCUGUGCCAUUUGCCAGGAAUCGGAAGUUACCCUUGCCUGGGUGUGGUAGUUCACUGAAGAAGGUACCCCUGUGGUAAAUCCCUGUCAGAGUUACUUCAUAUGUCGUGGAACUGGAUAAGUGGCUAUCACGUUGUGUGAUUGGGGUAACCCUGUGGAAUCUACCUGUGUGCGAUAACCCUUGCCUGGGUUGUAAUUCCCUUGAAGACGGUACCUCAGUGAUAACCUGCUGUUGGUGCUAAUCCAUCCGUGGAUUCUGUUUGGGUAUCCUGUGGCCAGCACUUUGAGAUGACCCGUAGCUGAAUUUGGGCGUGGUGUCACGGUAACCACUUGUGUCGAAAGGGUAUUCGGCGAAGAUCACGGUCGGUGAUACUUCGUGUCUGGAUCUGGGAACUUCAGAGAUAAGACCUAUGGCUCUUGUUAUCCUGUAUUGCCAUUGUGGAAUCGACGUAAUUGCCUUCUCACAGCAUUCAUCUUUGGAUUACAAAUAUCUCUCAUCAAUCAAUCUGAAGAUUGAACUGAACUUUGUUACAUUACCAUUGUAGGACUCUUAACUCUUGCCACCCGACCUUGAACGAGUUUGGGAAUUAUAUUUACAUACAUAUAUAUGCAUAACACUGCUAAUUUUUGACGUACCUGGUUUAAAUCACUAUAUUAUGUAGUUGCUAAUAAAUAAUAGUUUUAACAUCAAAACCAGACUCCAGGUGUGUUCUAUUGCUGCCGGUUCUUUUAAACCAUUGCGUGUACAUUUCAUAAUUGGGGCCUGCGUCCGAGAUAUGAACAAAUUGUCUGGGGGGGCUUAUUCGAUCGAUCUGAUUGGGGAAAUCCCUUUUGAUUUGUUUGAGUAGAACAUCGGCAGCAAUAGAGAGAGAGUUCUCAAAACAAAGGGAAGUGUUGUUUUGACCAAGUGGGACCAUCUGCAGGAGCUACUAUGGAAACAUAUGGGACUAAAGGUCUUGGAAAUAGAAUUAAUGACUUGUUUGAGACAUUUUACAAGAUAAACGUGACUUCAGUAAAUUUAAUGAAUGUGCUUAGUUUAGAAAACAUUAGUGAGGAGUUGGCACCUGUUCUGGGUAAAGUCUUUGAAAGUCCUGUUCGAGCUGGUAAGAAAGAUGGCCACGUGAUGGUUAAUUAUUCUGUGUUGACAUGGAAAGGGGAAAAUGGUUGACCAAACGCCAUUUUGAAUACAAUAAGGUCUGGUUUUGCAGGAGUCUGAUUUUUGUAACAAAGCAUGUGGAAGGCAAAGACAAUAUUAUGGUAGAUUGACUGUCUAGAUGUUAAGAUAAGUGUAAGAGUGAAAUAGAAACUAGUAUUUGUAUACGCUUUUGUAAUGUGCUACAUGAUAAUCACAUAUGUAUUGCUUCAUACUCUAAUCUACAGAUAAAAAUUUUGCUGCUUGAUCAAAAUUUGGCUUUUU